AGGAAACACGGUGUUUACAAUAAAGAUACACACUGUGUUUCUGGUAAGAGGAGGAGUUCAGUCUGCAUUGUCGUCAGAGCAGACGGAGAACAAGAAAGCAAGAGGCAGGGAUGUGGAGCUCAUACAAAUGGAAGCUAGAUUGGAAAAAGAAGGGAAAGACGAGGACAGAGCAGAGUGUCCAGGAUUCAGCAGUCUAUCUAUGAAGAGUGACUGGUCCAAAAGUGAACCUCCAGACUUCAGUAAUGAACCUGGACCCUCAGACACACAAUGUGUUUUGUGCCAGGACGUCCUGAAGGAUCCAGUCUCUGAACUCUGGUUCCGCAUCACCUCAUACUGGGACCAGUCUGCUUCAUCAGGAGACUCCUCCUGUCCCCAGUGUGGAAAAAGAUCCAGAACAAGAGCUGGACUGCAGACAGCCAGUCAGACCAGCACUGUACAAGCAGGUGGUGGUCUUCAGGAGGUUUUAGAUGAACAUAAGAUCAGUCUGAGGAGUAGAUGUAAACAUGUGACUGAAGGAACUGACGAACCAGGAAGUGGAACCCUCCUCAACAGGAUCUACACUGAGCUCUACAUCACAGAGGGACAGAGUGAAGAGGUUAAUACCCAACAUGAGGUGAGACAGCUUGAGACAGCUUCCAAGAAGAAGAUCCUCCAUGAUGCUCCAAUCAGGUGCCACGAGAUCUUUAAAGCCUUACCUGACCAACAGAGACACAUCAGAGUGGUUCUGACGAACGGCGUCGCUGGCGUUGGAAAAACCUUCUCAGUGCAGAAGUUCACUCUGGACUGGGCAGAGGGCUCGAACAACCAAGAUGUCAGUCUGCUGGUUCUGCUUUCGUUCAGGGAGCUGAACCUGAUCAAAGAUGAGCAGUACAGUCUUCUCAGGCUGCUCCAUGUUUUCCAUCCAACAUUACAGAAGGUCACAGCAGAGCAGCUCGCUGUCUGUAAACUUUUGUUCAUCUUUGACGGCCUGGAUGAAAGCAGACUUUCACUGGAUUUCCACAACAAUGAGGUUGUGUCUGACGUCACACAGAAGUCUUCAAUCAACGUGCUGUUGACAAACCUCAUCAAGGGGAAUCAGCUUCCCUUGGCUCUCGUCUGGAUAACUUCCAGACCUGCAGCAGCCAAUCAGAUCCCUCCUGAAUGUGUUGACAGGGUAACAGAAGUACGAGGCUUCACUGACGCCCAGAAGGAGGAGUACUUCAGGAGGAGAGUCAGUGAUGAAGAUCUGUCCAACAGAAUCAUCUCACACAUCAAGACCUCCAGGAGCCUCCACAUCAUGUGUCUAAUCCCAGUCUUCUGCUGGAUCACUGCUACAGUUCUGGACCACAUGUUGACUACAGACCGGAGAGGAGAGCUGCCCAAGACCCUGACUGACCUGUACUCACACUUCCUGCUGGUUCAGACAAAGAGGAAGAAGCAGAAGUAUGAUAAGAGACAUAAGAAGAGUCCACAGAAGAUGACGAAGGCUGACAGGAAGGUUCUUCUGAAGCUGGGGAGGCUGGCAUUUGAACAGCUGCAGAAAGGAAACAUCAUGUUCUACCAAGAAGACCUGGAGCAGUGUGGUCUUGAUAUCACAGAGGCCUCGGUGUACUCAGGAGUCUGUACAGAGAUCUUCAAAAGAGAGAGUGUGAUCUUCCAGAAAACAGUCUACUGCUUUGUUCAUCUGAGCAUUCAGGAGUUUCUGGCUGCAGUCUACAUGUUCCACUGUCACACCAACCGGAACACAGAGGUACUGGAGGACUUCCUGGGAAAAGAAUAUGUUAAACCAUAUCUGGAUUACACGCUUGGAAAAUAUUUUAAUGGCUUUCUGGAUGACAUGCAAGGAAAAGAUGUUGAUCAAUCUCUGGAUGCCAUUCGAGGAAAACCUGUUAAUCCAUAUCUGGAUGUCUUCCUGAAGGCAGCAAUGACGAAAUCCCUGAGGAGUAAAAAUGGCCACCUGGACCUGUUUGUUCGUUUCCUUCAUGGCCUCUCUCUGGAGUCCAACCAGAGACUCUUAGGAGGCCUGCUGGGUCAGACAGACAGCAGUCCAGAAAACAUCCAGAAAGCCAUCAACAACCUGAAGAAGAUGAACAGUGAUGAUAUCUCUCCUGACAGAAGCAUCAAUAUCUUCCACUGUCUGAUGGAGAUAAACGACCACUCAGUCCAUCAGGAGAUCCAAGAGUUCCUAAAGUCAGAGAACAGAUCAGAGAAGAGACUCUCUGCGUCCCACUGCUCAGCUCUCAGCUACAUGCUGCAGAUGUCAGAGGAGGUUAUGGAUGAGUUGGACCUGCAGAUGUACAACACAACACAGGAGGGACGACGGAGACUGAUUCCAGCUGUGAGGAACUGCAGAAAGACUGUACUUUCUUACUGUGGACUCUCAGACAUUCACUGUGAAGUUGUGGUCUCAGCUCUGAAGUCCAACCCCUCCCAUCUGAGAGAGCUGGACAUGAGUAACAACAACCUGCAGGAUUCAGGAGUUGAGCUGUUGUGUGCUGGGUUGGAGAGUCCACACUGUAGACUGGAGACUCUGAGAUUGAGUGGCUGCAGUUUGUCAGAGAUCAGCUGUGAUUAUCUGGUCUCAGCUCUGAAGUCCAACCCCUCCCAUCUGAGAGAGCUGGACCUGAGGUACAACAAGUUGCAGGAUUCAGGAGUGAAGCUUCUGGGUGGUUUUCUGGAGAGUCCACACUGUAGACUGGAGACUCUGAGAUGGAAGUGAUCUCAGUCAGACUGUGAGUGGCGAGGAAGGAGGUUGUGUUGGAGGAUCAGCUGUGUCCUGAUGAUCCAGAGAGGUUGAAGAAGCAGCAUCAGCUCUGACUGGGCCAUGUUACUGGGAGGUAGAGUGGAGAGGAGAGCUUCAUCCAGCAGUGACUGACAGAGGAAUCACAACCAGUGAAGAUGACUCUCAGUGCUGCAGUCUGAACUGCUCUGAGAUCAGCUCCACUGUGAUCAUGUGACAGAGAAUAUAAUAGUGUAUGUGGGUGGCUGUGCUGCCGCUGUGUCCGUCUACACUACAGUCUCUGCAGACACACUGAGACUGCUCCACUCCUCCUGCUCCACACUCAACCAACUCCUCCAUCCGGAACCUGGAGCCUGAACUUUCUUCUUUUCUUCAUUCAGAUAUUCUGAACCCAAAGUGGCUAUACAGUUAAUCCAAAUGACAGCUUCUGGAAAGUUUCCGCUUUCUUCUACAUUUUGGGACUAUGAACAUGACUAUAAUAUAGAACUAUAAUCCAGAAAGAAGAAGCAAAUCAAUUUAGAGCCCAAAGUACUAAAGAUAGAAACAACAGAGACAUAAAAUAAAAAAUACAAUGUAACAAUAAGUUGAAAAAAAAAAGAAUAAAUAAAGUUAAUAUAAAAAAUAAACACCAAGCAUGUAAAACAUUACUUUAAACGAAAGCCAGGUUAAAAAUACAAUACUUUUACUUCAGUAAAGGAUCUGAAUAAUGCUGAGAUUAGAGAGAUUGGGAGGACACUUUAAUUCCCAUAUAUCCGACAGCAUGGACCGCGGAACGCAUCUGAACAAAGGGGGGGCAUAAUUUAAAGUCAUGCGGAGGAGGUGGGGGGGCAUAUGCAUUGAAACAGACAAUAUUACUGAUGUAUUAAAUAACAUUGUGGAGCACUUUUUUUAUUCUGACACCACACAGUCACAUCUACAGUACAUGCAUGAUGAACACGCACACAUGCUUACUCAGAUUAACCCCUCUGAUCCCACUCUAACAUUCACACACAACAGGCCUGUUUAUUUGUAAAAAAAUCGGAUAUUGACUUGUGCCCGCCGUUAGCUUGCGACGAUGCUCACACAUGAAGUAGUUGAUAAACAAUGCACACUAAUUGCAAAUCAAAAUGCAGCAGUCAGUGGGAGUUUUUUAUCGGCAGCAGUUGGUGGGAGUGAGUGAAGGUGUGUGGUGAGUAUUGUUUGGCUCGUAAAAACACAGAUACAACUUAGGCUUUUAUUCAUACAAAAUAGUUUGUCAGAGUACAAAAGUUACCCGGGCCGUGGCCCCCCUGACCCCCCCGGUUCCGCUGUCUAUGUCCGACAGCAUUGAAAGCAGCAUUUGGAGUGAACUGGAGAACUCUCACAGUCAGUCAGUUAAUUCAAUUCAAUUCAUACCAGAAGUUAUCUCAGGACACUUUUCAAAUAGAGAAGGUCUAGACCGAACUCCUUAUAACAUUUACAGAGACCCAACAGUACCACCAUGAGCAAGCACUUGGCGACGGGGGCAAGGAAAAACUGCCUUUUAAGAGGCAGAAACCCAGGACAGACCCUUCAGCUCUAGGUGGGUCGUCGUCUGUCUCAACCAUUUGGGAUGAGAGAGAGAGAGAGAGAGAGAGAGAGAGAGAGAGAGAGAGAGAGAGAGAGAGACAGACAGACAGACAGACAGACAGGUGCACAGCAACAACGGUAGAAACAACUACACUAAUAGUAGUGACUGAUGAUGAUGAACAGCAACGAUGGGGGACAAUGAGAAGUGACAACAGCAACAACAGUAACCGUAGCCAUAAUAAUACUUAUAAUAAUAAUAAUAACACUAAUAUCAGUGAUAUUAGCAAUGGCAGUCAAGCAGGACCAUGGCAGGAGGCCCGACCAGGAUCCAUGAGAACCUGUGAGACGAGAAAGCACAAGAACUCAAGAAGUGAAGUUAGUAACAUGCAUUAAUGGGACAUGAAUGAGUGCAGAAAGAGAGAGGAAGAGAGGAGCUCAGUGCACCAUGGGAAAUCCCCCGAUAGUCUAGGCCUAUAGCAGCAUAACUAAGGGAUGGUUCAGGACUCACCUGAUCCAGCCCUAACUAUAAGCUUUAUCAAAGAGGACCGUCUUAAGCCUACUCUUAAAUGUGGAGAUGGUGUCUGCCUCCAGAACCACAACUGGAAGCUGGUUCCACAGGAGAGGAGCUUGGUAACUGAAGGCUCUGGCUCCUGUUCUACUUUUAGAGACUAUAGGAACCACAAGUAGCCCAGCAUUCAGAGAACGAAGUGGUUUUAGUGGGGUAAUAGGGUACUAUGAGCUCUUUAAGAUAUGAAGGGGCCUGACCAUGAAGAGCUUUGUAGGUGAGGAGGAGGAUUUUGAAUUCUAUUCUGUUUUUUACAGGGAGCGAAUGCAGAGAAGCUAGUACAGGAGAGAUGUGAUCUCUUUUCCUAGUUCCUGUCAGUACUCGUGCUGCAGCGUUUUGAAUUAAUUGGUGCGUUUUAAUGGACUUAUUGGGGCAAUCUGAUAAAAAAGAAUUGCAGUAAUCCAGCCGUGAAGUAACAAAUGCAUGGAUUAGUUUUCUGCAUUAGUCUGUGAUAGAAUGUAUCUACUUUUUCUAAUAUUACGUAAAUGAAAGAAGGCAGUCCUAGAGGUCUGCUUUAUGUGGGAAUUAAAUGACAAAUCCUGAUCAAAGAUAACUCCAAGAUUCCUGACAGUGGUGCUAGAGGCCAAGGUAAUGCCAUCUAGAGUAGCUAUAUCUUUAGACAGUGAGUCUCAGAGUUUUCUUGGGCAAGUACCAGAAUUUCGUUUUUUUCUGAGUUUAACAUCAGAAAAUUGCAGCUCAUCCAGGUUUUUAUGUCCUUAAUACAUGUUUGUAUUUUAGAUAAUGAUUAAUUUCAUUGGGCUUGAUCGAUAGAAAUAGCUGGGUAUCAUCUGCAUAACAAUGAAAGUUAAUGGAGUGAUUCCUAAUAAUGUUGCCUAAGGGAGCAUAUAUAAAGUGAAUAGAAUUGGUCCAAGUACAGAACCUUGUGGAACUCCAUGACUAACUGUAGUAUUUAUGGAAGUUUCAUUGUUAACGUGUACAAACUAAGAUCUAAUAAUACAAGUACAGAGACAAGUCCAUUGUCGGAAGCAGUCAAAAGGUCAUUAUUAACUUUAACCAGGGCUGUCUCUGUGCUGUGAUGAACUCUAAGUCCUGACUGAAAAUCCUCAAAUAACUUUAGGGUACUGGGUUGCAGUGACAAAUCAGAAUCAGAAUCAGAAAUACUUUAAUAAUCCCAGGGGGAAAUUAUUUUCGUUACAACACUCCAGAUAUACAAACAACAUAUUAUACAAACAACAUAUAUAUAUACAACAUUCAGCACAAAAAAUAUAAAUAUAUAUAUAUAUAACUAUAUAUAUAUAUACAAGAUCAAAUGUACAGUAUUAAUGUGCAAAAGUGCAAAAGAAUAAUUGUCUACGUUUUGAGUCAGAAUUACAGAGGGGGGGUGUCUGACUCUCUAAGGGAGGCGUUAUAGAGAUUGAUGACCACAGACAGGAAUGAUUUCCUGUGGCGCUCUGUGGUGCAUCUGGGUGAGAGGAGUCUUCUGCUGAAGGUGCUCCUCUGCUGGGCCAGUGUGUCGUAGAGAGGGUGAGAGACAUUGUCCAAGAUGGACUGAAGCCUGGACAGCAUCCUCCUCUCUGCCACGGUCGUCAGGGUGAAAGAAAUGACCCUGACGUGAUAUGAACACGCAAUCUGAAACAUGUUACAUCCCCUCGCUGUAACCUGGUUCUUCAUUUCUGUAAUGCAUAUAGAGGUUGUCCAGCUGCCUGUUGGAUAGAGAGAAUAAAUGGUUUUUCAGAA
Messenger RNA from Dicentrarchus labrax (European seabass), 6509 nucleotides. Its product is annotated as protein NLRC3-like. The record is from RefSeq and is a predicted model, not a curated record. The transcript has 7 exons. The coding region runs from base 128 to 2698 and encodes 856 amino acids. NCBI's taxonomy places the organism in Eukaryota, Metazoa, Chordata, Actinopteri, Moronidae. Gene Ontology annotation, molecular function: protein binding.